AUGCCGAGUGCUCCACCCUCCCGUCGCUGGAUCCCGGGCUCUAAGGCGCCGUCCGGAGGAGGAGGAGCUGAGGAGUGGUCUGAGGUUUGCCACACCCCUGCGACCCCACGCCCACGACCCCACGCCCACGAGCCUCCACCCACGACCCCACGCCCACGACCCUACGCCCACGACCCCACGCCCACGACCCUACGCCCACGACCCCACGCCCACGACCCCACGCCCACGAGCCUCCACCCACGACCCUACGCCCACGAGCCUCCACCCACGACCCUACGCCCACGAGCAUCGAACCACAACCCCCACGCCCACGUCCCCUACGCCCACGACCCCCACGCCCACGACUCCCCUACCCACACCACGCCCCGCCGCCCACGCUACGACCCACCCCCCACCCUCCCCUUCCCCCCUCUGGCCUCACUUUCCACCAAGACGAACUACCCGUCGUCGAGAUGA
This is a messenger RNA of Penaeus indicus, 456 nucleotides long. RefSeq lists its product as uncharacterized. Bases 1 to 456 code for a protein of 151 amino acids. Lineage: Eukaryota; Metazoa; Arthropoda; Malacostraca; Decapoda; Penaeidae. The record is from RefSeq and is a predicted model, not a curated record. The transcript is spliced from 2 exons.